Messenger RNA from Acanthopagrus latus (yellowfin seabream), 2235 nucleotides. RefSeq names its product TRAF-interacting protein (gene traip). The record is from RefSeq and is a predicted model, not a curated record. Lineage: Eukaryota; Metazoa; Chordata; Actinopteri; Spariformes; Sparidae. The coding region runs from base 253 to 1602 and encodes 449 amino acids. The transcript is spliced from 16 exons.
GGGCGGGACUUACAUUUGAACGUACAGCCACGAAACGGGGCCGAGCAUUGUGUUUGUGUUAGCUAAUGACGGGUCCUGUCCGAUAGAGUCAGUCUAACUCGGUCAAAAUGUCAUAUUAUACACAAGAAUAGGCAUGCUUUACUCUAUUACGAAGAGUUGCCGAGUAACUUAACGUCUUCGCGUUGCAAGUAACGUUUUGGCGACUGUGAAGAUAGCUAAUAUUUACCAAAGUGCGAUCCUUGUGUCCGCAAGAUGCCUAUCAGAGCAUAUUGCACAAUUUGCUCCGAUUUCUUCGAUCACUCCAGAGAUGUUGCUGCCAUCCACUGCGGACACACUUUCCACUAUGAAUGUCUCCUCCAGUGGUUUCAGACGGCCCCCACAAAAACCUGCCCACAGUGUAGAAAACAGGUCACCACCAGACACAUUAUCAGCAAGCUGUAUUUUGACAUUGGCGGAGAGGAGGAGCCCUCAGCUGACCCAGAGAGCCUGCAGAAUGACGUUGAUCGAAUGAAGGCUCUUUUAAGCUCUAAAGAGCGAGAAUGGAGGGACAAACAGAAGGUGGUGGACGGUUUGAAAGACACUGUGGACAAGCAGAGAAGAGACCUCGACAGUAUGCGCAAAGAGGUUAAAGAAAAAGAGAUGCUCUGUUCUGCCCUCAGAAAACAGAUGACGUACCUGGAGACGCAACAGAAUGACGUUCAGGCUGCCAAGGAGGAGGCCCGGAGACUCAGGACCAAAAUGAAGACCUUUGAAAGCCUGGACGUGUUGCUGCAGGGCCAGAGAGCAGAGGUGGAGUCCAUGAUCACUGAUAUGGGGAUCAGCCAGGCAGCAGUGGAGCAGCUGUCCAUCUUCUGCAUCUCGCUCAAAAAAGAGUAUGAUAACCUCAAAGGAAGCCUGAAGUCUUCAAAUGACAUGUGUGAGAAGCUGAAGAGAGAAGUGCUCACCUCAAACAACAAGUUUCACAAAGCCUCAGUGGAGGUGAGCAAGACCAAGGAGGAAAUGAAGUCUUUGCAGAACGAUCUGGCCAGAGCUGAUAAAGAGAUUUCUAGCCUGAAGAAGAAAGUGGAGUUUCUUCAGAAGACGCUGAGCACCCCAACACGGACGAAUGAAGCCCUCAGUCGGCUUGUCUUUGAAAGCCCGGCCCCAAUGGAGCUAAAGCAGCCUCGCCUCCACCACCCUGUAGGAGACGAGGACAUUGACCUCAACAUGACCUAUGACAUCACUACGCCAGAUGAUGUGGCCAAGAGACCGAAGCAGGUCCCAUCCAAGAAGAUGCGACUCGACCAUCCAGCGCCGUCUUUCUCGAAACACGACGAGAAAAGUUCUUGUCCAAGCAAGGUUCGAGACGAGGAUGGAUCCAUGGAUCCGUUCUUUAGGAACUCCCUCCUCUUCAGAAAGAAGACCUUUGGUAGCAUGUUGGACCCUCAGAGGAAGACUGGAGCUGUGAAAACUGGUUAUGAUGGUUUAGGAGGACGUACUAAAUUCUUCCAGCCUUCCCCUUUGUCAGAGAUUCGCCCACUGAUGAAAGCUAAAAGGAAAAAGGUCGCCAGGCCUCCCCCCAAGAUUGCAACCUGCCUGACUCUGGACAGCUUCCUCGAGUAAAAGCUGACCUCUGCUUCCUUUUGAUGUGGAGUCAAAGGAUCAGGAUGCUGUGUGUGAAGUAUAACCAGCCCGGCAGCGGUUCUGCCACUCGGCACCAAACAGGACUUUCUGAUUGAACUUUAUUUAAAAGCAGAGCUCAGAAUCUGAGCUUUCGCUGACACCAGCAAACUUGCUGUAAACUUUUUGUCUUGACCAGCAUUUUUUUUGUUGGGUUGUUGUUGUGGUGUGCGUGCGUGUGUGCGUGCAUGUGUGUGUGGAAAAAGCUACGUAUUUGCACACCAUUUGAAUGUGCUCUGUGUUGUCAUUUCGAUCACUGCUGCAUCAAUUCUCCAAGCUCCGAGAAAUACUGUUAUUUUUCGCACUUAUUUAAAAACCUCAGCGCCUGCAUGUGGACACACUGUUGGUGUUUUUAGUCGAAAUGGUCCUGUCAGAUGUAAACCAACUCAAAUAAUAAACAAUAUUUCUUUUUUUUUAUUAAGAUGUGUGUGGGGCCCACAAACAAUUCCCUCUUGACUGUGUUUUUAUACACAAACAUCUCACUGAGGUGUGCUCUCCUGCAGAGGGCAGUACAAACAGUGUUUUCUGACAGGAGGACAGGACUCUGUCAGCCCCUCCACUGCGAGGAAAAACGCG